UGAAACUCUCGGUGGCUGGAGCCGGUGGACUGGGCAUGCUCAGAAGCCAGGGCUGGCUUUGGGCUCAAGUAGGAAGCUUUUGCACUCGGGAGGCAGCGGCGACUUUGGGGAAAGUUGAUCGGAGAAGGGAGGAAGCCCCAAGACGCGGAGCAGCGGCAGGAAGGAGCCCCCGGCAGCCCGGAGGAGCAUGGGCACCCUGCGGGAUUUACAAUACGCGCUCCAGGAGAAGAUCGAGGAGCUGAGGCAGCGGGAUGCUCUCAUCGACGAGCUGGAGUUGGAGUUGGAUCAGAAGGACGAACUGAUCCAGAAGCUGCAGAACGAGCUGGACAAGUACCGCUCGGUGAUCCGGCCGGCCACCCAGCAGGCGCAGAAGCAGAGCGCCAGCACCUUGCAGGGUGAGCCGCGCACCAAGCGGCAGGCGAUCUCCGCUGAGCCCACAGCCUUCGACAUCCAGGAUCUCAGCCAUGUGACCCUGCCUUUCUACCCUAAGAGCACACAGUCAAAGGAUCUCAUAAAGGAAGCCAUCCUUGACAAUGAUUUCAUGAAGAACUUGGAACUGUCCCAGAUCCAGGAGAUUGUGGAUUGUAUGUACCCGGUGGAGUAUGGCAAAGACAGUUGCAUCAUCAAAGAAGGAGAUGUGGGGUCACUGGUGUAUGUCAUGGAAGAUGGGAAGGUUGAAGUUACAAAAGAAGGUGUGAAGCUGUGCACCAUGGGUCCAGGAAAAGUGUUUGGAGAGUUGGCUAUUCUUUACAACUGUACCCGGACAGCGACCGUCAAGAGUAAGACUUUUUAUAUAUUUCAGUUACUUUCGAUGUUCUUUAUUCCCUAAACCAGUGAAAUGUUGAUUAACUGACCCGUGCCUCUUGAUUUGCUCUUUGUAAUUUUAUUAAACUACAUUUUAAUUUUUGCCUUGUGAUACAGUAGAUGUAUGUUUUUUCCUACUAAAGCAUAAUUGUUAACAAUCAAUUCUUCCUAGCUGACUAUUAUGAAAAUUAUUCUUUUAAACAUAAAUUCUUACAGAUUAGAAUUUACAAAAUGAUAUAAUUUUAUAAAGUAAAAUUAAACAGGAGCAAGACUUUUUCUUUUUCUGUCUUUAAA
Messenger RNA from Trichechus manatus latirostris (Florida manatee), 1098 nucleotides. RefSeq names its product cGMP-dependent protein kinase 1-like. The transcript has 3 exons. The coding region runs from base 188 to 829 and encodes 213 amino acids. Gene Ontology annotation, cellular component: cAMP-dependent protein kinase complex. Gene Ontology annotation, molecular function: cAMP binding; protein kinase A catalytic subunit binding; cAMP-dependent protein kinase inhibitor activity. Gene Ontology annotation, biological process: negative regulation of cAMP-dependent protein kinase activity. The record is from RefSeq and is a predicted model, not a curated record. Lineage: Eukaryota; Metazoa; Chordata; Mammalia; Sirenia; Trichechidae.